This is a messenger RNA of Pyrus x bretschneideri (Chinese white pear), 2669 nucleotides long. RefSeq names its product protein ALTERED PHOSPHATE STARVATION RESPONSE 1-like. The record is from RefSeq and is a predicted model, not a curated record. The coding region runs from base 306 to 2255 and encodes 649 amino acids. NCBI's taxonomy places the organism in Eukaryota, Viridiplantae, Streptophyta, Magnoliopsida, Rosales, Rosaceae. The transcript is spliced from 5 exons.
ACAUUGCCCCUGCUGCAGCUCAGUGUCCGUCCUUUUGUGCCUUCACCACAUCAGGAUAAACUCCCAAACUCCACCGUCUCUCUACUCUCUAGAGAGAGAAACAAUACACACAGAGAGGAGAGAGAGAGAGAGAGAGAGAGGAGCACGCACAGAGAUCAAAAGCUCCAGAGUUGACAUCAAAAUUCAAAUCAAAGUUUGUAAAUGUUACUUUUCCAACCCAGAAGACCCUACAAGAAGAAGUCAAUUUGUAGCUGCUAAAACACUGAAAUUUUUUUAGCAGCAAAUCGAGCUGACCAGGACCAAAAAUGGGAUGCUGCUAUUCGAGGGUAGAACGGGAAGAAAUGGUGUCGAGAUGCAAAUCGAGAAAGCGGUACAUGAAGCAGCUGGUGAAAGCACGGCAAGCUUGGUCAGCUGCUCACACCAUGUACCUGCGCUCUCUCCGCUGCACGGGCUCUGCUCUGCUCCAGUUUUCGAAUGCCGAAACUACCCUCCAUCACCACCACCACAACUACAACCACAACCACCCCCACAACUACAAUCACCACCACCACGACAACUACCAGUCACAGCAGCCGCCGCUGCAAACCCCGCCAACCCCACAACCGCCACCGCCACCACCUCCACUCAGCUCAAGUUCCGAUUCGUGGACGACUUCCACCACACCCUCAACAGCUCGCCCACCUCCGCCGCCACCGCCACCUUCGUCCACGUGGGAUUUCUGGGACCCAUUUGUGGCUUCCUCUUCAAGGCCAGUGACGGAAGAAGAGUGGGAAUCUACGACUACCGCUUCGGAGGCGGUGGUCACCGUCACUGCGGCGAGCACGGCGGAACCGCCGUCGGUGGUGAGCGGAUUUUCGAAAGAGAGCGGGACGACAACAAGUGAGCUCGCGAUGGUGGUGUCGAGAAAUGCUAAGGAUCUGGUUGAGAUUAUAAAAGAGCUGGAUGAGUAUUUUCUCAAGGCUGCUGAUGCCGGCGGAAUGCUCUCUUCGCUCUUGGAAGUUCCCAGAUUCUCUUCUUCUCAGACCAAAGGAGGUAAAAUUUAUGAUCAUGGGUGUAAUUUGAGUCAGUCGCUGUGGACAUGGGGAAGUUCAAGUCAAAAGUUUGGAGGAUUCGGUAAAAUGGGUUGUGAUGAGAUGGUGCUUAAUCAAGUAGGUGGUGGGGUUGGAGAUGAAGGUGUGGCGAAUAGUAGCCAUUGUUCUACUGUGGAGAGGCUUUACGCUUGGGAAAAAAAAUUAUACCAGGAGGUCAAGGAUUCGGAGACACUAAAGGUAGAGCAUGAGAAGAGGGUGUCAACACUGAAGAAGCUAGAGAUGAAGAGGGGAGACUAUGUGAAGACAGAGAAGACGAAGAAAGAGGUGGAAAAGUUGGAGUCGCAAAUGAUGGUUUCUUCACAGACCAUUGAGACAACGUCUGCUGAAAUCAUCAACCUUCGUGAGACUGAGCUCUACCCUCAACUCAUCGAGCUUGUCAAAGGAUUGAUGUGCAUGUGGAGAAGCAUGUAUGAGUGCCACCAGGUCCAAAAGCAUAUUGUUCAGCAGCUCAGAUACCUCAACACCAUUCCAUCUACCGAACCCACGUCUGAGAUUCACCGGCAAGCAGCACUCCAGCUCGAGCUUCAAGUUCAGCAAUGGCAUUUAUCAUUUUGCAGCCUGGUCAAGGCUCAGCGUGACUAUAUCCAGUCUCUCACAGGAUGGCUCCGUCUUAGCCUUUUUCAGUUUCGGAGACAUCCAAUAGCAAAGACAAGUCAAGAAUCAAGAAUUUACACGCUUUGCGAAGAAUGGCAUCAUGCAAUUGACCGGAUUCCCGACAAAGUAGCAUCUGAAGGAAUCAAAAGCUUUUUAACCGUAGUUCAUGCUAUUGUAGUCCAACAAGCAGAAGAAUACAAGCAAAAACGGAAGUCAGAAUCUACAUUUAAAGAGCUUGAGAAGAAAGCAACUGUGCUUAGAUCGCUCGAGUCCAGGUAUGGGCCAUACUCGAUGCCCGAUUCCUCGGGCAAUGCUAAAAAGAACCCAGUUGCUGAGAAGCGAGCAAAAAUAGAGGUCCUGAGAGCAAAAGCGGAGGAGGAGAAAAGCAAGCAUGAAAAGUUAGUGAAUGUGACGAGGACCGUGACAAUAAGUAACUUGCAGAUGGGGUUUCCACAUGUCUUUGAGGCGAUGGUUGGGUUUUCAAGUGUGUGUAUGCAGGCUUUUGAGCAACUAUAUAACCAAUCGAAAAGUGCUGAUCAGGAGCUUGAUGUUAAGAUGUUACUACCUUGAGGGAAAAAGUUCAAAUUCAGUAAGAUUGGAAACACGGUAAUCAGUUUUUUUCUGUAUAUUGCGCAUCCCUUCAGUAAGAUCAGUUUUCAUGUAUAGAUAGAUGCACAUCCUUUCAGUAACCAUUAACCGUAGCGGAGGGGACUAGCAGUGACAGGAUCCCCCUUUCGAAGAUAAACUUGACAGUUUACGCAGAUUAGGAAAAGAAUGGAUACCGAAGAGAUUGAGUACUCGGAAUGCAACAGAGCAAGAGGAUUCUAGUUAGUUUUCAACUUUUCACAUCUUUGUUCUGUUUUGUUGCGGGAAAGGCGUUCGGAACUUCUCGCUUGUUUAAGCUUGAUAGUUUCCUUUUUCUUCUUUCAGGGUGACUGUUUGGUUUACUUAAUUAUUCUUAAUGAGGUGUUUUUGGUCUGUUUA